GGAGCGGCGCGAGGAAGAAAAUGGCCGACGGAGCAACGGUAAAAGGGCAGGGACGUCUAGCGAAGUACGUGUUUCGGGCGACUAAACCACCGAAUCCUCAUUACCUACUCGGAGUCAAACAUCUUAGUUAACUUUGAAACAUUUUUAUGUAUCCCCUCGCUGUCAAGUUCGAUCGAGGGAUCAAUUUACGAGUCCCGUAACGCGUUCGGUUCAAUUUGGUCGUUUAAAAAAGCGUUCGCGGGCGGUAGGUGGAAAUAAAAAAGUACUGGCGAGUGAUAAACAUUAAUUAUGCUCUGUACGUUUAAUUCGUACGUUCGUCCGUUGUCCUGGGUUCGUUCUCGGCCAGUGGAUCGCGAGGAUUUUGCGUAAAGAACGAGUCAGAGACUGGGAAAGUGUCGUACGUGACAAACUCAUCGAUCAGCGGUGCUGGUUUACGGCUUUGCCACUUGUGGCCAUCUACGGAUACGAGGAAAACGUUUCAAAAGAUACAAUUCGGCUUGUGAAAGGUUUACAAUAUUUAUACAAUACUUGGAAGAUGGCCGUUAGGUAGUUUCGAUGCAACUAGCAGUGUCUUAUCCGAGAUAUUGAGUAAGAAUCGACGCACUGGAAAGAUGUAAAAGUUAACAGGGGUGAAAAUGAAGCCACAAAAGAAGGCCGCGGUUGCCCGUAAGGCAACGAGAAUGCCUACGAUCGCGAAAAAACGUCGCUUUUUGGAGAAGACAGUGUCCGACGUCCGUAAAGAGAAAAAGACCAAGAAAUUAGAAGAAGCGCGAAAGAAGACCCUCGACAGCGAUAAGAGGAAAUCGGAUCAGGAAAAGAAGAAGUCGGAAGACGGCAAGAAGAAACUCGAUGAGAAACGAACGGUCAAGGAGAAAAUCGAGAAAUUGGACAAAGUCGACGAUAGGAAGAAGAAUUGCCCGAAGGAUCACGAGAAGAAGGUGGACGAAAAGAAGAUUUUGGAUAAACCCGAUGAAAAAAUGAUGAUGGAGGAAUUUGGCCACCAAGAUACGAUCGAAAAGAAGAAGAGUCAGAAGGUGGGUGAAGAGAAAACGAAAGUGGACAAACAGAUUAUAGACAGCAAGAAGAAGCCUGAUAAAGUAUUAACAGUUGACGAGAAAACAAAGAAGAAUGGGAAAUUCGACGACGAGAAUUUUGAUAACCAGGCCGCGGUCUUAAAUCUGAAGGAGAUCCUUGAUGAAAACAAGAAGGACGAGCCGCGCGAGGAAAAAGUAGACAAAGAAAUCGGCAAGAAAAAAUGCAAGGACGACAAGAAGAAAGAUAAUUCGAAGCCCAUUAAGGUAUCUGUGAUAAAGGACAAAAAGUCAGACCGGAAGAAGAUUGGUAAGAAGGAUUCAAAGUCCAAGUCCGUGCAGAAGAAGGAGAUCUCGAAGAAAACGGUUCUAACUAAGAAGUCUCAUUUGUCAAUAGUUCAAAAACUAGUUGAUAAGAACAUUAAGCCGAACAAAUUGCUUAACUCCGAGGAGACGACCUCGGUCAGCGAAGAAGAUGAGUCCGUGAAGAAAACGAAAAGAAAAAGCGCACCCUCGAACGCCUCUUCCAAAACUAAGAAGCCAAAACUAGGAAAAUCUAUGAAAGCCAAGCUGCCUUUAAAAAAUAAUAAAAUUAGUACCGACAAACUGCGAACGUUGGUAGAUAAGAUUGUCCCUAAGAAAAAAAUAGAAUCGAAGGAACCAGAGAAAUCGUCGAACGAGAAGAAAUUACGUAAAGACGAAUCGAACGAAGAAACGGAUGUAACAGAUACAAAAAGCGACGUCAAAGAAGUGGAAGAUAAUAAGGAGAUAGAUAAAGUUAACAAAGAGGAACAAGUACAAUCUAAGUCACAAGAAGUUAAGAAGAACAUUGGCAAGAGCGUUUCCAAGUCGAGUGAGAAGAAUAAGAAGGUCGUGAAGAAGAAACCUGUUAAAUUACAAGAGAACAUAAGUCAGUCGUCGUCAUCUUCCGAGGAUACGUCAUCCGAGGAAUUGAAACAGACUAAAACCGGUGAGGGCGGCGUCGACGACGGCGUCCCUUCUAAACAAGAGAUCGAGGAUCCGAUCGAAGAAGAUUUUAAGGAUGAAUGCGAAAUGAACGGAGAUAACGGUAGUAGUAACUCUGUCACGUCGGAGUCCGAAGACUAUAGCGACGAGGACUCGAGAAGGAAGAACAGGGAUUAUAAGAAGAGAAGUAGAUCGCCCAGCGAUGAACGAUUUAGAAGAAUGAGAUUAUUCGGUUUCUGGAACGGUCCUAAGAGACACAGAGUGGCUUCCUUGAACGCCUUGGCCAAAGUUCACUGUUUGUAUGAGAACGAAACAGGUGGUGUCUACCUGGGCGGUUUCUGUAAGCCUAAACCAGAGAAGGAAAGGCAGAAGAAAUCUAAGGAAGAGAUCAAGGAGAAGGAGAAAGAAAAGGAGAAGAAAGUAGAGACUAAAACGGAGGAGAGCACGCCUAAAAGGAAGUUGAGGAACGUCCCUGGUUUAAGAGGAAAGCAUUGGGACAUGUUAGAAAGUUCUUCGUCCUCUUCUUCUUCUUCUUCCGACGAGGAAUAUGAAAAGGAGAAAAGUGUAGAGAACAGUGGGAAGAAGAGAAUCACCAAGCGUAGAAAGAAGGAGGAAGUGAUGGAUCUGAAAGACAUGGUGGUUUGUAAGAGAAUGGCUUCUUUGAAUGCUUCAGCUAUUCUGGCAGCGUCCUACUCGGACGAGAAGCAUCUUCGCGGUAGCAGUAGCAGCGAUUCUUCGAGCGAGUCCGAGGUGGAGAUCAUCAAGAGGCGAAAGCAGAACGAUUCCGAUAUCGAUAAACGUAAGUCGAGACAGAACGCGGAGCAGGAUGACGUCUUGAAGCCGUCGAACAAACUGGUUAUUCUUAAUCAAGACACCGACGUCACUAUUACCGGUGUCUACGUUAAUCAGACUCGAUCUACGACUCACGAGGGUUUCUGCAGCAUCGCCGGAAUGCAGUAUAGAAUCAGUUCGACGAGUCAUACUCAGACAGCGGCUACUGCCGUCGCUACCGAACUCCACGAUCAGCAAAAGUUGGAACAACCUUGCAAGUCGUACACACCAUUGGGCGCGCUGUCUUCUAUGCAACCACCUGGUAGCCAGGGUAGUCAUCCGAAUAUGUCGCCGAGGAGACAUUCCGCGUUCUCUGCUCCGCACCAACACGGAUAUUAUCAGCCGGCUGGGCCACUGAUACAACAUCCGCCGACAUUGCCUCCAAUCAAGGGACCACCUCCGGAGCCAACUCCGACCCCACCGCAGAACUCCGAGGGCUCGGACGACCUGGUCGCAACUUCCACAACGUCUGGAGGUACGAGCAGUACAGGAGGCGGAUUUUAUAGGGCAUAUUGUCCUCAAUACUACGGCACACCGCCACAGUACCCCGAUCUGUGUUAUCCGCCAACGUAUUCUCACCCCCACGCUCAUCCUCCGCCUUAUUACAAAUACCCGCCCACUUACAGAAGGUACUUUUUCAGGCAGUACUACGGCUACCAGGAAUCCGGCGGAGGUGGUGGCCCAGGUGGCGGCGCAACUGCCGGAGGACCGGCGGUCGUCGACUAUCAACCGCCUCCGCCUCCAGGAGAAUACCCUCUGCCGCCUUACUACGGAGCAUAUCCUCCUCCUCCGCCACCGCCGCCACCUCCGCCCAAUCCGGCGUAUUUACAUACUCAGGGAAGACCUUUCGUAGAUCACGCAGCUUUCCAAGGCUGCCCAUGCCCGAUGCAGUCCUGUCCAAAAAACGUGGAUACUGGGCCCCUUAUUGGUAAUGGUAAGGGAGCGCCAGUGGUAUCGGGGCCCGGUCUGUCAUUGCCACCCAGUGCUUUGGUAGGUCCGCCCUCGCCGGCGAGGGGGCUAGCCGGGCUAGCGCCGCCUCACGGUGCCAACGCCUGGGAUACGGAUCGCGUCCAACUUAACACACAUCGCAACCUGAAUCAGAACCAAUCACAGCCCACAACUACAGUACCGGCCUCGCGCAACGUCGCCAACAAUCGGCAACAGAACACCGAUUGCAAGAAGGACGAGAAGAACUGCUCGAAGGAUUCUAAGAUCGAGAAAUGCGGUUGUCAAAAGCAUGCGUGUACUUCGAACUGCGAGGUGAAAAUGGAGAACCUGUCGCCGUCGGAGAAAUUGUCGGUUACCACCUGCCCAGGUGGUAAAUACGGGCACAAUUUCAAAUUGGAGAACAAUAAUGUGAAGUGCGAGUCGUGUAGCGUCGAGAUCGGCGACAAUUUGUCCUGCGUGGCCAAUUGCAACGUGAAAUGCGAGUCGGACUACAAAUGCGAUAUAAUGAAGUGCGAGCAGUGCAUGAAGGAAGGUCAGAUGGCUAUACUGGAGAUAGACAAGGACUCUGGGAUACUGCUGGACGAGAAAUUGGACGCGGACGACGUAAAGGAGGAGUUGAUGAACGAUGUGGCUGUUCCGAUUGAAAAUGAUAACUGGAAGAAGCCCGAUUAUGAGCCUACGGUUCAGGAAGAAACGUUGCAACAAGACGAAUCCGAUGGGGAUAAAAGCUUGGAGAAGGAAGUGGAAGAGGAGCCUCAAACGGAACAGCCGAGGUGUCAGAAGGUUUCCAAAAGAAAAUUGUCUUUGGACAGCCUUUCGGACAGCAGAAAGAAGAGGAAAGUGAGUAAGAGAACUCUCUCCGUCGGCUCGUCGCAAGAUUUAAAUAACGGGGAGCUUGUAUCCCCUAAGAUUUCUUUACCAGCUCUAUGCCUGGUAAAGAAAACUGAUAGCAACAGCGAGGACUGCGCUUCGCGGAAAAAACAGAUAAAGAAGGAUGCUACGAUGCAUAAUCAAAAGAGGAAAGUGGAUAACUCUAUGGAGAACGCAAGCGCGAAGAAGUCGAAGACGUCCAAACAGGCUCCUAGCAACAAUAUCUUAACUAAUUGCGUUAAGCAAUCUGCUAGCGAUAAUUCCAUCAUGGAAACUAUCGACAAUGUCAUUCAACAGAGCCUGCAGAUGACGCAGAAGAAAGAUCGGAAGAGCAAGACCAGCGAGAAGUCAGAAAGAUCGAAGAAAGUGGUGAAUCUUUUAUCAGCGGUGAAGAAAGUGACCAAGAAGAUCGACUUAGUAUCUGGAAAAUUGUCUAAGAACGCGCAGUCCAAGUCUAACAAGUACAAAUCGAAGAGCAAGAGCAAGAACAAAAGUAAGUCCAAGUCCUACGAGACUAAGACGAAGGACAGCGGUAAAAAACAGGCGGUAACGGCCAAGUCCAAGGCUGCUGUAUGUAUCGACGAGACGAGGAUGAAGCAGCCGGCGUUGAUAAAGAAGAAGCAGCGAAAAAAUACCAAAAAGCCGGCGAUUAAUAAGAAAUCGGGAUCGAAACUCCUGGAAAAUUGUUCGACCGGGAACGAGCAUCUAGUUUUGACUAGGAAAAUGUUCCUGAAGCCGAAGUGGAGCAACGGAUGGAGCUGGGAGGGAGACCCGUUCGAGGCCAAAGUUUAUUUAACGAACGAAGAGUCUGCGAUACGAAGGUGUUACGCGAGCAUGAAACACGAGAGUGGCGACGUGCUGAGACCCCGGGAUUGCGUUUUAUUGAAGAGCGGUCCGCGCAAAGCAGAUUUGCCCUUUGUAGCGAAGAUUGCUGCCCUUUGGGAGAAUCCCGACGACGGCGAAAUGAUGUUCUCGUUGCUAUGGUACUACCGACCUGAGCACACCGAGCAAGGCAGGACGCAAUACGACACGGCGGAUGAAGUGUUCGCAUCGCGGCACCGCGACGCCAACAGCGUUGCUUGUAUAGAGGACAAGUGUUAUAUCUUGACGUUCAACGAGUAUUGCCGGUACCGAAAGAAUUUGAGAAGAAUCGAGGAGGGAUUGGAAAGUCCUGGCCUGAUAGUCCCACCCGGGGACCAGGUUUACCCGAGGGAGAGUUGCCAGCCGCCCAUACCCGUUCCCUCGGACAUGGUUUUAUUCUGUCGACGCGUUUACGACUACCGCGGCAAGAAACUCGUGAAAAAUCCCGGAUGACUCGAUUUUUUGUAACGGAUUCGAUCGGGAACCAAUUAAAGAUGGGAUAAACGCAACGAUGCACAAAAAACUGUUUUGCUGCAUGUAAGAACGAAAACGGAUGUAGGUCUCCCCUUCAAGCGUAUCCACUGCUGUUAAUCGAGUUCAAUUUACGCUUUAAAGGUACCAAAUUUAUUCUUUUAUCAAUUCUUAUCACGUUUUUUCCCACGUUGCGGUUCGUUCUUCAAGUUUCGCUUGAUCGUAUGCGAAACGGUGUUUGCGUCUUUUUUGAUUUUCUUUUUAUUAAGCUAAACGGUUGCAGAGCAACCUGUGCUAAUUAGUGGUAAUUUGUGUGAAUUGUAUAUUACAAUUAAGUACAGCUUGUUUUGCCUGCUUGAAAGUUUUACUUUCCUAAAAUAGAGCUAGGAAUUUAAUCGACUCAUUUAUACGAGUAAACAAAAAAGUUUAAUUUUUAAUGCAAGAUAGAUGGGAAUAAUGCUUGAUUAGACGUAUGAUAAGUUGGGAAUAAUCUGCUUUGGUCUUGGAUCAAUUCGUUUGUUCAAUUCGCGGAAAAGAGAUACAAGACGGAUGAAGAGAAAUAAUAGAUAAAAUAAAUCACGGGGAACCUAUAAGUAAGAAAGAUGGUAUAUAAAAUUUAUUAUAUGUAGCACAAAGAGAGAGAAAUUGCGCGCGCGCGAGAGAGAUAGAGUAGAGAGAGAGAGAGAGAGAGAGAGAGAGAGAGAGACCAAACAGUAAAAGGUAAAAAUAAUCAAUAAAAUUUUUGAGUGUGAAUGAACGACGAAUCGUUUCAGUGAAGUGGUCGAGAAAUAUUUCUUAGGAGAAUAUAAUAAUAGAGUUUGACAAUUUUAUAGAGAGAGCGAUAGUGAGAGAGUUUGGACAGGAGAGAAAGGGAGAGAGAGAAUGAUAUUUUCUUGUGAGAUAAAAUAGCGUAUCUGCAAGUUGAAAUAUUUUUUAAAUAUUUUUCACAUAAAUCGGGAAAGAGAUAUGAAUUAAAAUACAGUGUAUUAUCCCAGAAAAUUGGAAAAAGGCAAGAAGUUGUUCAGGUUUUCUACCGUAAUAGUACAUAAGCAUAUGUACAGUAGUGAUUCGACGUUUGGAAUUACACAAAUAUUCUAAGUAGCGUAGGAAUUACAUUUCAAUUACGAUCGUUUGAAAAAAAAAAAAAAACAAAGUUUUUCAGUUGCAUUAGUUAAAGUAAUGUUUUCAGUUGACAAACUUUUUGCCUUUUUUUGGGGAUAGUAUACGUAGAAUUUUCGAAUCGAUGCUACGUUCAUAGCGAGUUCUAACACUUUGGUUCGCGUCAGAAACAGUUGCCACGUAAGUAUUUAUACUGAAACUUGGUGUCACGCCAGAUUAGUCGAAAGGUAAACGGAUUUUAGCUUCCAAUUUUAAUUUUUCAUUCGUCAAAUUAAAGACUAAAUGAAAAUGAAUACUAUAUGAAUGAAGAAAGAGGAAGAUCAUAGACUAUGUAGAUUUUUGAACCGUGGAAGUUAACAAUAAUUCCGAUUAAAAUUAUUCCAACUGCCAUAUCACAGAGAGAGAAAAGAAAAAAAUAUAUUUAACGAUUCCUCCUUAACUGUAAAUUUAUAAAUAUUUAUUUAUCUAUUUGUGUUUUCAUACCAAGUUUUAAGAGAGUAGGACGAUUAUUACAAAGUUUUCUCACGCGUCUCCCUUUUUUCUUUCUUAACAGAAUCACACGAUAUCUUUCUCACAGACUCGGUCGAAAUAAUAUAAAGCGAGACUUUUUACAACGGAGAUAUUUAUACAUAUAUUAUAACCCGUUACGCGAAUUUGUACAUUAAUUAACGAUUAAUUAAUUGAUCGUUGCUUUUUAAUUUAAACUUUUGUAUAACCACACACAGACACAGACAGAUACACACACGUUACACACAAUCUCUAUCACGUUAGCUCGUUAGGGAACAACGUGGUUGUGUACGAUAAUAAUAAAACCGCUUUGUAUUUUUUUUUUUUUAUUAAGAACCUGCGGAUAUUUAUGCGAACACGUGACUUUACAUUAAAACCGCAGCUCGAGACACGAACAUGUACUUCUCAUCGUAUACAUAGUUUCUACUUUUGUGUAUUUUUUUAUACCCUCGCUUAGUCAGAACGUUUUACCGAUGCAGCUUCAUUUCGUUGGACAUAGAAACUUCUCUGGUCGCAUGAAUAUUCGCGGUGUAACCGUUAAUUUCGAGUCGUAUGAUUAUCAAUUAGCGCCGCAUAGUCCAAGUGUAUCACAUCGGUAGUACGCGAAAAAAAAAGAGAGAAAACGUAAAAAAAAUGUAUCCGUGAGUUUUUCGAGGCGAGAAGUGAAUUACGUUAGUCGAGGAAAUUACAAUUACAAUUAGACAGCGGGUUUCGAUCGAAAGUUACUGUAUUGUUUAUUUAUUCUAGCACGAACGUUUCCGCAGAAUCGGAUCACGAUGAGUACAAGAGACUCGAACGGAAUUCUGUUCACCGGUCGCAGCAAUUUCGUCUUUCUCAUGAAAAAAACGCGGUCUAACUGUAAUUAUAAUUGUUAGCCGAUAAAAUUAUAAUUAACGAGUAGAGAACGAACGUGAGAGUGGGAGAGAGGCACCUUAGGGACGUAAUUAUAAUAAUUAAUUAUUUUUAACGAAAUUCCAAAUGAUCAUGGUAAUGAAUGAUGACGACGAUGACGAGGACGAUAAUGAUAUACCGUGUACGAUGCCUGCCAGAAGUAUCGAAUCGAGUUCAAUUUAAAAGAUCAUUGCCCGAUGAUAAUUCCAAGUGAAAUUUGUAAAGGUCGAUGGGAAAUAGAGGAGAGAUAUGAAAUUGGAUUUUGGCACUUUUGAUAGGUAACGUGCAUACAUUAUGCGUAUAUAUAUAUUUUCUCGAUUAAAAAUUUGUUGAGUGGCGGGUGUUGAGUUAGCAAGAGGAAAAGAAAUAUCAUAUUAUUAUUUAAAAUUAAUAUAUUGAUACACGAACACGAUUAUUAUUUAACAUAAUAUAUUGGAUAUAUUAUAGACAUCGGUAUAAGUUAUUUCUGAAUAGUAUAUAUAUUAUUAUAAAUUAUACUAAUAAUUAUUAUUAUUAUGUAGUGUAUAGAUAGGGGGAGGGAGGCCGUGAUCGUUCCUGUCUGAGUAGGCGAGUGUGCGACGAGAGAUAGAGAAUCGAGAGAAUGAUCUUCGAAAAGAUGCAAAAGGAACAUGUUUUGAAGAAAGAAAAUUACCUGUGUAAUACAAA
Molecule: messenger RNA, 9161 nt
Organism: Ceratina calcarata
Lineage: Eukaryota; Metazoa; Arthropoda; Insecta; Hymenoptera; Apidae
Exons: 12
Coding region: 636-5960 (1774 amino acids)
Biological process (GO): negative regulation of DNA-templated transcription; heterochromatin formation
Cellular component (GO): chromatin silencing complex
Molecular function (GO): chromatin binding; transcription cis-regulatory region binding
Source: RefSeq, a predicted model, not a curated record